UGACCUGAAAAUUAGUGGAUUACUCUUUGAAUGCAACUCUCCAAAACAAAGAUGUGAAUGUUGAUGUUUUUAUUAAUGAACUGACACCUCCGGUGAAUGGCUUCUUCACCCUGGGGUGCUCACCUCCUGUUUUGUGGCAGGAAGAGCACUUACAGCUGAUGAAAGGCUGGAAAGAUCCCUCUGGGACAGCUUAAGAGCACCUAGGUUUGCCAUAUAGAAAGGUUUACUUUAGGGCAUUUGAAAAAUGCCUCAUUAGCAGUUGAUGACUUAGCAGGGUAGCUCUUGUUGCGAAAACCUGCAGCUGCCCCUUGCCAGGAGCUCAGGGUGGCUCUUCUUGCCUGUCCCUUUCAUUCCUUGGUUCCAAGCACUUUCCCUUGCCCUCAUCGGCACUAGGUUAUCUGAGUCACUGCAUGCAGCCUCUCACUCACAUUAUUACAGUGUUUAUUUACCAGGCCGGCUCUGUCUGCUUUGCUGAAUACUCCAUGUUUGAAGUGUCAGGAUGGGUGCUUAGCAAUCCCUGCCCUUCCUGCUGUUCUUCCUCCACAGCCCUGCCACACUCUGCACUUGUUCUUUCUCACCUGCUACAGCCACCUUCCUUUGUGGCUGCCCUUACUUUGAUGGAUACUACAGCAAAACAGUAACUCCUGUGUAAGGACUGGAGCAGGUGUGUGGAAGUAUUUCAGGAACCUUUUUGAUUACCUCUGGAUUUGCUGCCUUUUUCUGCUGGCUGCCCGCUGUGAUGUGGCAGUUUCUCUUUCCAGGCAGUGUGUGACUGCACUAGAUGUUGGCAUUAAGUGCAGCUUUCCUCAUUUCUUCCAUAGCUCUUUAUGAAUCCAUUGGAACUGGCUCAGUGGUGUCUAAGCAGACGUUGCUUUUCAGUUGAAGACCCUCUUAUUAUUGCUGCCUCUCUUUCUGUGUCUUUUAUUUUAUCUGUCUGCUUUCCCUUUGUUGGAGAGGAUGACUGCUUUUGUGGGUGCUUUUCUAUGCCCCAAACAGCCAGCAGAGAGAGAGAAAUCUUACUGUCAGUCGCUCCGUGUUGCUCACAGGCACUCCUGUUUGCAGCACUCCUGUGGUGCAGCAGCGUGUCUGUUGCCAGCUAUGCUGCCUGCCAUCUUCUCCUCUGGGAGUCUUUGAGAGACUCCUAUGUUUAGUCCUGUGCUGAUGUUACCUGGGCUGCUUCCAAGAACAACACAGAACUGCUUCCUCUAUUCCUAAAACUGACACAGAGAAUGAAAACUACAGCAGGAUUAUUUUUAGUUCUGUAAAAGUGCAGCUAAAGCAGCAUUGCUAGACUCUGCCUGGCCAGCAUUUGCUGUUUCAAAUUGUUCCUGAUAGGUGGGGAGUGUGUGUGUGUGGUAAAUGGUAGUUUAAAGAGUGUUUACCUUCUACUCCUUGACGCUUACAAUUGUGGAUUGGACCAUCGAUACAAAUGAGUCUGAAGUCUGAAAUUUCCUGUACGUGUUCAUCAUGAAAUCACUCAGUUAAGGAACAGGAAGAAAAGUGCAGAUCAUAGCUGAGCUGCGUUUGCAGAGCAGGGUGCGAGCAUGCAGGUCCUGAAGAGCAGAGCUGCUGCAGUUUGAGACCACGGUGGAUUUGGCAGGGCUGGGAAGAGCUUGUGACUGCAAUAGCAGGAAGAGCUGCAGCUCCUGCCUGAGCUGUAUUUGCUGGGUUGUGUGUCGCGCUGAUGGGGACCGGAGGGGGAAGCUUCCUGCCUGCUUUGUGUUCAGUGGUUCUGUACUCUGUAAACAGUAUGAUACACCUGAGCAUUUCUAACAUGCAGGAUAUCCUAUGCGCUGUACGCCCUCAGGGUGUUUGUAUUAAAACAUGAAAUGCAAAUGAGAACUUUUAUUGACCAGUUCCCUGAUAGCUGCUGUAGCCCUCUCAUGGACACCUGCCUGCUUUUCCUUGUUGAUUCCCUUUCAGUGAUCUGGUACCCACAGUACCUCUCAGCAGUCUCUGUGAUUUGAAAGGAAGGAUGAGAUGACCUCAAGUUUGGGCCUUACCACAAAGAAAGCCCUCACGAUUCUGAGAGACCAGUUGUCAGCACUGCUGGAUGGGCAUCAGAAGGAACAGAAAAAAGGGACUUCAUGGAAGGAGGUGUGGAGGAGCAGUUUUCUGUACCAUGGUAACCGUUGCUCCUGUUUUCACUGGCCUGGUGCAUCUCUGAUGCUUCUGGCAGUGCUGUUGCUGCUGUGCUGCUAUGGGAGCCAGCCACAGGGGAGCCAAGGUGCUGAGAUAGUUAAUGCACUGGCACUCUUCCUCCUUCUCCUCUUGGAUCUCUUCAUGAUCGGACGUCAAGAGAGGCUGAAGUGCAGAGAGGUGGAGAGGAGACUUCAGACAAUCAUUGAUAAGAUAAAUGAUACACUUGGCAAAGAGGUGAAAUGGCCAGACUCGAUGUACCCUGACCUUCACAUGCCUUACGCCCCAUCCUGGUCCCUUCAUUGGGCCUACAGGGAUGGUCAUCUUGUCAACCUGCCUGUCAGCCUGUUAGUAGAAGGAGAUGUCAUUGCUUUGAGGCCAGGCCAGGAGUCAUUUGCUUCUCUGAGAGGGAUUAAGGAUGAUGAGCACAUAGUUCUGGAGCCAGGAGAUCUCUUUCCACCUUUCUCACCUCCACCCUCCCCAAGGGGAGAAGUGAAGAAAGGACCUCAGAACCCUCAGCUGUAUCGUCUCUUCCGUGUCUUGAAGACCCCAAUAAUUGAUAAUGUCAGGUGGUGUCUGGAAAUGGCUUUGUCACGUCCUGUGACAGCCCUGGAUAAUGAGAGAUUCACUGUACAGUCAGUGAUGCUGAAAUAUGCUGUGCCUAUUGUACUGGCUGGCUUCCUGAUCACCAAUGCUGUGCGCUUCAUUUUCAAAGCUCCUGGAAUUGCUUCUUGGCAGUACACUCUUCUUCAGCUACAGGUGAAUGGUGUCCUACCCAUCCUUCCGUUGCUCUUUCCUGUCCUGUGGAUUCUUGCUACAGCCUUUGGAGAAGCCAGAGUGUUGGCCCAGAUGAGCAAGGCCUCAUCCACUUCACUGCUUGCUAAGUUUUCAGAGGACACUCUCAGCAGCUACACAGAGAUGGUAUCUUCUCAGGAAAUGAUACACUGUAUCUGGAGCCACUUCCUCUGUGUUUUAAAAGGCAAAUCCCCAACUCUGAGCUUCACUUCCAGCUUGCUCCAUAGUCUGGGAUCUGUCACUGUGCUCUGCUGUGUAGACAAGCAGGGGAUUCUUUCCUGGCCAAACCCCAGCCCAGAGACUGUUCUGUUCUUCAGUGGGAAAGUGGAACCGCCUCACGAUAGCCAUGAAGAUCUGACUGAUGAGCUCUCUACACGGUCCUUCUGCCAUCCUGAGAUGGAAGACGAGCCCCAUGAGAGAGAUGCUUUGCUCUCUGGUCCCCUGGCAGACACAGUCCACAUGACCAAUGAGCAAGAGAGGAACAACUGGUCUGGUGACCCUCCAAAGCCUCCCGAUGCCCAUGCCCACCGAAAGCCAAACAGCAGAAGCAAGCAUCCCUCUGGGUCCAACGUGAGUUUUAGCAAGGACACGGAGGGUGGAGAGGAGGAACAUACUCAGAUUGUUGGUGACAGCGAAGUGUUGGCUUGUGAGGCUGAAGACUUUGUGUGUGACUACCACCUUGAGAUGCUUAGCCUGUCCCAAGACCAGCAGAACCCCUCCUGCAUCCAGUUUGAUGACUCCAACUGGCAGAUGCACUUGAAUUCCCUCAAGCCUCUGGGCCUGAAUGUGCUGCUCAAUCUCUGCAAUGCCAGCGUGACAGAGCGUCUGUGCCGCUUCUCUGACCACCUCUGCAACAUUGCCCUCCAGGAAACUCACAAUGCCGUGCUUCCUGUCCAUGUGCCCUGGGGCCUCUGUGAGCUUGCCAGGCUAAUAGGUUUCACACCAGGUGCUAAAGAUCUUUUCAAGCAGGAGAACUAUUUGGCCUUGUACCGCUUGCCAAGUGAUGAGAUGGUUAAGGAAACAAUCCUGGGGAAGCUUUCAUCGAUCACCAAGAGGAGACCACCCCUGAGCCACAUGAUUAACCUGUUCGUGAAGGACACCACUACAAGCACUGAGCAGAUGUUUUCUCAUGGGACAGCUGACAUCAUCCUUGAGGCCUGCACAGACUUUUGGGACGGUACCGAUAUCUACCCCCUCUCUGGCUCUGACAGGAAGAAGGUGUUAGAUUUCUACCAGCGAGCCUGCCUCUCAGGAUACUGUUCUGCCUUUGCAUACAAGCCAAUGCAUUGUGCCUUGUCCUCCCAGCUCAAUGGCAAGUGCAUAGAACUGGUGCAGGUCCCUGGGCAGAGUGCUAUCUUCACAUGCUGUGAUCUCCCUGGGACGACCCCCAUCAAACAGAGCAGUCGGAGGAAUAGCUGGAGCUCAGAUGAAGGGAUUGGGGAAGUGAUGGAGAAGGAAGAUUGUAUCCAGGCUCUGAGCGGACAGAUCUUCAUGGGAAUGGUCUCAUCUCAGUAUCAGGCCCGUCUUGACAUUGUCCGCCUCAUUGAUGGAUUGGUCAAUGCCUGCAUUCGUUUUGUCUACUUCUCCCUGGAAGAUGAGCUCAAAAGCAAGGUGUUUGCUGAGAAGAUGGGUCUUGAGACCGGCUGGAAUUGCCACAUAUCUUUAACACCUAAUGGUGAUGUGCCUGGCUCAGAGAUCCCUCCCUCUAGCCCCAGCCAUGCUGGCUCUCUGCACGAUGACCUACAUCAGGUUUCUCGAGAUGAUGUGGAGGGGCUUCUGCUGAUGGAAGAGGAAGGGCACUCAGAUCUCAUCAGCUUUCAGCCAACAGACAGCGAUAUCCCCAGCUUCCUGGAGGAUUGUAACAGGGCCAAACUCCCACGGGGGAUCCACCAGGUGAGACCUCACCUGCAGAACAUAGACAAUGUGCCUUUGCUGGUGCCUCUCUUCACAGACUGCACCCCGGAAACCAUGUGUGAGAUGAUCAAAAUCAUGCAGGAGUACGGGGAGGUGACUUGCUGUCUGGGAAGCUCUGCCAACCUGCGGAACAGCUGCCUCUUCCUGCAAAGUGAUAUCAGUAUAGCACUGGACCCUCUCUACCCAUCUCGCUGCUCCUGGGAGACUUUUGGCUAUGCCACCAGCACUACCAUGACCCAUGCCUCUGAUGAGCUCACCCCACUGCAGCUCUCAGGGCAACUCAACAGCCUGCCUUGCUCCAUGUCCUUCCGCCAAGAAGAGAGUACCAGCAUCAUCAGGCUUAUAGAGCAGGCCAGGCAUGCAACUUAUGGGAUCCGCAAGUGUUUCCUCUUCCUGCUGCAGUGCCAGCUGACCUUGGUUGUCAUUCAGUUCCUCUCCUGCCUGGUGCAGCUGCCUCCCAUCCUCAGUACCACGGACAUUGUGUGGCUCUCCUGUUUCUGCUACCCACUGCUCAGCAUUUCGCUCCUGGGCAAGCCUCCCCACAGCUCCAUCAUGACCAUGGCAACAGGAAAAAACCUGACUUCCAUUCCUAAGAAGACUCAGCAUUACUUCCUGUUCUGCUUCCUGCUGAAAUUCAGCCUGACCAUCUGCUCCUGCCUCAUCUGCUUCGGGUUCACACUGCAUGAGUCCUGCAAAGAGGUGAACACUACCAGCCUCAAUCUCACAGCCUGCUCCUCCAUCAUGCUGCACAGCAAUGCUGAGGAGGCUCCUGACUGGUUUGGGACAUUUUCCAAUGCUCUUCUUGUAGCCCAAAAGCUCACAGCUGGCCUGAUUGUUUUACACACAGUGUUCAUAUCCAUCACCCACGUCCAUCGCACCAAGCCGUUGUGGAAGAAGAGCCCCCUCUCCAACCGGUGGUGGACGCUCACUGUGGCUGUUGUAUUGCUGGGACAAGUGGCACAGACUGCACUGGACCUGAAACUCUGGGAAAACCUCAAUUCUUCAUUGACCUUUAACCACAUUUCCAUCUCCCCAGUCUCAUGGCUCCUGGGUUUUCUUUCCUUGGUCCUUGUGGUUAUCAUCAAUGAGAUUGUCAAGCUGCAUGAAAUCAGGGUCCGGGUCCGAUACCAAAAGAGGCAGAAGUUGCAGUUUGAAACAAAGCUGGGGAUGAAUUCGCCAUUUUAAACCCUCGAGUUCCCUGGAGCCAGGGCCACACAGCCGCAUCCUGCGCUGGGAGAGUGGCUGCACCAAAGGCUCAGGGAGUUUUCCCUCACACAUGGAAACCAGACAGCCUCCUUGCAAAACUACAUCAGCACCUUCCAGGGGGCCCCAGGCAGGGCACUGCUAUCAGGAUCCCCCCAGCAGGUAUGCAGCCCCUCCCCAGCCUGCUAGGGUACUCUCAAGGGAGCCUGCAAGCUUUUGUGGCUGUUCAGGCUGCUCUUCCUUUAUUUAUUUAUUACUAGAGGUUUUUGUUAGUAUCAUGGUGAUGCUGAAAUGAAGUGACUUCUUCCUUCUGUGUGAGCAGAUGGGUUUCCCGGGCCUGGAAGGAGAAUUUGGGGCCAGCAGGGGAGACAUAGGGCUGCUGAAGCAAGAGAUCUCUAUUGAAACCCAUUUUGUUUUUCCAUCUGCGUUGCUCUCCUGGAUGAUGUGUGUGUGCAUGCCUGUGCAUGUCCUCACCCACCUCCCUGUCCCUGUGUCCUGGGGGAAAGGAGCCGUCUCUCCUGCAGCUCCAGGAGUGCUGGGGGCCAGGUGAGGACUGGAGCUCCCGUUCCCAAGGGGACACCGUGAAGGGUCUCUGGCAGGGCGCUGGGAAAGCCCCUGCGAAGGCCAGGCUGUGCCAGGCCUGCCCUCUAGCGUUGUUGCUGUAGCCAUAUGCUGACCGUUGAGUGCUUCAAGAGAAGAGGGAUGAGAAAGGGCUUUAAGAAAAGCUGUCUGCAUUUGACCCUAGGGACCUGGUACAGAGGGAGUCGGGAGGGCAGCUCUGCCUGCCUGCAGGGAGUCAGCAUGGCUCAGCUUCCUCCAGCCCUGUUGAACCAGCUCUUAUUUGCUUUAACAAUCCCCAGAGAGCUAGGUUUAUAACUGUCCUCCUUUUUGUGAUUCAAAUUGCCAUUUUGCUUCAGUAAAAUGCCUGCUUGAGAGAGUCCUAGCUAGAGAUAAAACCUGAGAGCUGCCUAUCCUGCUGUGGAAGGAGGGGGAGCGUCUUUCCAGGCAGGAUAUCUGCAUCUUGCAGUUGCGCCUAACAGGGAGCUGGUGGACGGCUCCUUUCCCAGGCCUGGGACUGUGCUGCAUCCAGUACUUGCUCUCCAAGGCACAGGGAAACUCCACUCAUCGUGUCUUUCUGUGAUAGUGCUUGGAAGUCUUUCCCUUCCAUCCUGCUGCCCUCACAGCUGUUCCCUGUUUUUCUGGAGGUCUCUUCUUCAUUUGACUGGAGGAAACCUUCCCCUGAGGGCUGCUGCAAACCAUCAUCUGCCCCAGUGUGGCACACAUGCUCUUGAGCUCUGAACAGACCCCAGCUGUACUGGGAACACUGGUGCCCUUGUGGGCUGACAGUCAAGGGCCACACAGGAGCACACAGGCUUGGCUACCGGAAUAUUUGCAGCUCAUGGACAUGUUGACUCCUUUCCUAGUUCUAAAACCUGGCUAAAACAGGUAAAUCCCAGCACUAUUUUUGCUCCUGAUAUUAACACUACAAUACAUGGUUGUUACUUCCCCUUUGGUACCCAAGACUAACAAAUGGCUGCUGGUCCUUCCCUGGCAGGCAGGCUCUGCUUUGCUGCUCACCUUGUCUUCCUUACAUUUCAGCAUAACCAGAGAGCGUGCAUGUCUCUAAGCAAUACCCUUCUCUCUGCUGUGGGUCUGGUAGGAGAGCAAAGCGUGGGUACAGUCAGCCUCUGAGCUCUGGGGACAGAUGGAGGAUGCCGGAGGGGGGCAGCUGGGGGUGUUCAGAGGCCUGGACCCUGUUCCUACAGCUGGAGAGCAGAUGUUUCAAUUCCAUGCUGCUGGCAGGGUUGCAUGGGAUAGGGAGCCAGCAGCUCACUGGGGAAAGGCAGGGCUUCUCUCCUGCAACGCAGCAGUACCAGGCUACCCCUGCUUGCAGAGUGGGUCUGCUCACCUUUGCCAGCUAGGCUGAACUCUGCCUUCACUCCUCUCAGGCCUGCAGAGCUGCCUGACUCAGGGAGAACAAGCUCCAUCUUUCUCAAUCUCAAUUCACUAAAUGCCGGCUCUAGAUCUGUUACCCCUGGCACCUGAGAAAUCAGCUUUUCUUUCUGAUGCCAGGGUUGGCUAGCAGGUGGGAUACGAUCUCCUCUGUGGCCGAGCUGAGCUGGAGGCAGCACCAAGCUGCACACUGCUAUUCCUGCAGAGCAACCUUCCCCUCAACCUUAGCUCUUGCCCUGUGCCACUAACUGUUGUAGGUGAUAAGAGACAGCAGAUACUGGGGCUUCCUGCUGGCCACACCUUCUUCUAGAGGAGGCACCUCCAAGGUUUCCUUCUCUGGGUGAUCACAAAUGUUUAUUUUCUUGCACCCUCCUUCCCCUGCUAGUCUUGGAGGGAGCUGAGGCGUAUGCGUGGAGCCUUUUGGAUGGUCUCGCCAGUGCCACCCUUCCCUCAGCCAUUGAGGUACCAGGGGUCAGGGUGCACAGCUUCAGAAAGAAAUUUCCUACAUCAAGAUGUUUUUAAAUGGUGUAUAUUUUAUAUUAAAUUUUUUGGGAUGUAUGUAAAAAUACUUGAUUUGUAUGAAAACUUGUAAAUUGUAUUAAAAAAAAAAAAACCCAGACCCACAUGCAUCCAGUGUAUGAACGGCAAUAAAUGAUUGUCUUGGAUAACA
Grus americana (Whooping crane) is the source of this 8674-nucleotide messenger RNA. It is a transcript of the gene TMEM94, whose product is annotated as transmembrane protein 94. The transcript has 31 exons. NCBI's taxonomy places the organism in Eukaryota, Metazoa, Chordata, Aves, Gruiformes, Gruidae. The coding region runs from base 1981 to 6033 and encodes 1350 amino acids. The record is from RefSeq and is a predicted model, not a curated record.